GUUCAGCCCAAUUAAAGCCCAAGUCCAAAAUCGACAUAACCAAGUCGGCGGGCAUAAUUACGAUUACCAGGUGAAGUGUGGGAGGCUCUUCUUCUACAAAAGGAAGGUUUUGAAGCCAGCAAAGCAGAAAAAGAACGACAAUCAAACCCCUACCCCUCUCUUGGGUUUUUUCGUUUUUCUGAAAUCAAUCCCCGCUUCUACUUCUCGAUCGAUGUCCUUGUGUUUUGGGUUCUGGGUGAUAUGAAUUUUACAGGGUAACACUUAUUUUACAGUUCGGUACCUGCGUUUGAUUGUCUGUUCGCUUAAUCGGAGCUAUUCGUUUGUGGGCAGAAGAACAGCUAAGCAGUUGUUAAGGUUGGACAAUUCGACAUCGGUCUGUGUCUCUGUCUCAGUGUCAAUCGGAAUGGAUAAAUUGAAAUCUGUUGUUCAUGAAAGUCUGAAGCUGAUGGUAGCAGAUAGCAGUCCUAAUGAUCUUCCUUCCACUUCUUCUUCACUUCUCAAAUUCUUUAGUGAUUUGCCCCAAUUCCACCAAAUGAUUAGAGACUUGUCAGAUCCUAAUAAUGCUCUCUGUGCGAAGAAUAAAGAUGCUGCUCUGGUAUCAAAGCAAAUGGGCAACGAGUGCUAUCUUUGUGAAGAUUACACCACAGCUCUGAGUUGUUACUCACAGGCACUGCGGCUUGCUCCAAUAGACGUUGAUGACAUGGGCAGAAAUCUGGUUGCAACUUUGUACAUGAACCGGGCUUCUUUGUUUCAGAAAAUAGGUCUUUUACAAGAGUGUCUGCGAGAUUGUAAUCGAGCUCUUCAAAUUUCUCCAAGGUAUGCAAAGGCUUGGUACAGGAGGGGUAAGGCUAAUGUUUCUUUGGGGAACUACAAAGAUGCCGUCAAUGACUUGAACAUUGCUAGGGAUACUGAGGUCUCAUCAGGUGGAAAAAGACGUAUAGAAAGUGAACUGAAAGAACUUGUUCACAAAUGUCGGGAAAUGAGCAAUAAAACAGUUGCACAUCAUGAAAAUUUGAUAUUUCUUGAUGAAGCAUGCCAAAUGAAAAUAAAGUGUGUCACAACACCUGAUAAAGGGAGGGGCAUGGUUUCAGAUUGUGAAAUUCCUCAAGCUUUCUUGGUCCAUAAGGAAGAACCAUAUGCCAUGAUAAUAUCCAAGGAUUAUCGAGAAACUCAUUGCCAUUACUGCCUUAAUGAGCUACCUGGAGAUACAGUGCCUUGCGCAUCAUGUUCAAUUGCAUUGUACUGCUCUCAACGUUGCCAAGAACGGGCUUUAGGACAAGCUUUCUGUGGUAUUACGAAGGACCUUGGCAAAUACAAAAAUGAUUCAGAUAGUGUUAAAGGGAUUGAAGACUAUAUUAGAGAAAUUACUUUAUGCAGUGAUUCAAAAGCAGAUGUGGAGUACUUUCCUGAGCAUAAACAUGAAUGUAGAGGAGUGAACUGGCCUACGGUGUUACCAGCUGAUAUAGUUUUGGCUGCUCGAGUACUAGUAAAGUCUACAUUGCAAGGAAGAGGUUAUGUUGAGGACCUUUCUCACAAUUAUUUACAAAUUCCUUCAGAAAGCAAAUUAGAGGUGUAUAUAUUUUCAAUUGUAUUGUUAUACUGUCUUCAACACUCUGAUGGGCUUGAACUUCCGAUUAAUGGGGCCUCCAUAUCGCAGGCUGUCAUAAUUAUUUCUCAAAUCAGAGUGAAUUCCAUGGCAGUUGUCCGCAUGAAAUCUGUUGAUAGUUAUGGUCUGGCAGGUGAACUUGGAAAACAUCCAUCUAAUGUGGGUGCUUUAACUAGCACGUUGGAGCAGGUUAGAGUUGGACAAGCUAUUUAUGCAGCUGCCAGUUUGUUCAACCAUUCUUGCAAGCCAAAUGUCCAUGCAUAUUUCCUUUCACGGACAUUAUUUAUAAGAACAACCGAGUUUGUGGCUGCUGGUUGUCCCCUGGAGUUGUCCUAUGGUCCACAGAUUGGGCAGUUUCAAUGUAAUGAUCGCCUUAAAAUUUUGGUUGAGAAGUACUCUUUCCGAUGCCAAUGCCGCAGCUGCUCGGCAGUCAACAUUUCUGACCUUGUUAUAGAUGCUUUUCAUUGCACAAAUCUUACUUGUCCUGGUGUAGUUUUAGACGGUUGUGUGCUCAACUGCGAAAACGAGAAACUGAAGAACUUUCGGAAACUUGACAGUGGAAGCUGCUUGGAUGCGCAUUUGCAGGUUAUUGAAACCAAAGAUUUUGAUAUCAGUGACGUGGCACAUUGUGCUCCUGACGUAGGCAAAAGAUUCCUUUGUAUUGAUCCCGGAUAUUGUUUGAAGUGCGGCUGUCAUCGUGAUAUUGAAUCUUCAUGUGCAGCUUCAAACCUAGCUUGGAAAUACAUUAGAAGCUUGCAGGAUGCAUUAAUUUCAAGAGAAAUUUCACAUACUACACUUGCUGAUGCCUCAAAGUCUCUUGUUAAGUUGAGAUCAAUAUUGCAUGCAUAUAACAAGGGCAUUGCAGAAGCAGAGGACGCGCUUGCACAAGCAUUUUGUCUGCUAGGCGACUUACAAUCUGCGAAUGAGCAUUGUAAAGCAUCAAUUAAGAUACUCGAAGUAUUGUAUGGUUCUCAGCACAUUGUCAUUGGAUAUGAACUGGUGAAGCUGGUGUCCAUUCAGCUUUCAGUGAAUGAUUAUUCUACCUUGGAUAGUAUAAACAGGCUGAGAGCCAUAUUUUCGCUGUAUUAUGGCUUACAUGCUGACAUAAUGUUCCCAUACCUGCAAUCACUUAAAAGAGAUGCUUGCAAGCUCUUGCAGUAAAAGGUUGAUUCAUUCUUAUAUUCUAGGUGAACAAUAUCAUCUCCCAUCUCUUCUUCAUCUUUCCAUCUUUCUGUCUUAAUAUGUAAAUUGGCAUAGUCUUCUUUUAGGGCUUGCAUAUUGAUGCUUUGUAAAAUAUAUUAUUAUUUAACCUCUCUGUCUGAACCUUACCGCUCUCUCUGAUGACAGCAAAUUUGUUGGUGAAUUGACCAGUUCAUUAAUUUUAUUUUUAAAAAAAAAUUGGCCGAAA
This is a messenger RNA of Tripterygium wilfordii, 3014 nucleotides long. Its product is annotated as SET and MYND domain-containing protein 4. Lineage: Eukaryota; Viridiplantae; Streptophyta; Magnoliopsida; Celastrales; Celastraceae. The transcript is spliced from 16 exons. Bases 404 to 2767 code for a protein of 787 amino acids. The record is from RefSeq and is a predicted model, not a curated record. Gene Ontology annotation, molecular function: protein binding.